AUGGCGAUGGCGGCGGCGAGGAGAGCCCUCCUGAACCACCUCCGCGUGCCGGUGGCGCGCCCCGCGGUCGCAGCGGGAAGCGUCCCCGUCGCCAGGCUCCUGUCUUCCACCUCGGAGGUGGAGAAGGGCUCGUUCCUCGACAAGGGCGAGGUCGCCGACCGCGUCGUCUCCGUCAUCAAGAACUUCCAGAAGAUCGAGCCCUCCAAGGUGACCCCUAAUGCGCAUUUCCAGAAGGACCUCGGGCUGGACAGCCUGGACACUGUCGAGAUCGUCAUGGCCUUUGAGGAAGAAUUCAGCUUCGAGAUCCCCGACAAUGAGGCAGAGAAGAUCGAUUCCAUCAAGUCGGCAGUCGACUUCAUUGCCUCGCAUCCUCAAGCAAAGUAA
Molecule: messenger RNA, 384 nt
Organism: Triticum turgidum subsp. durum (durum wheat)
Lineage: Eukaryota; Viridiplantae; Streptophyta; Magnoliopsida; Poales; Poaceae
Source: the annotation of a GenBank genome assembly